AUGCCCAGAUUCCCGAUUAAGCAACACCACGAUCCGCACUUAAUUUUUCCCUCCGACUUCUUUCUUCCUGAAGCUACAGAAUCUCCCAAAUCUCGAAGGCAUUUAUGUGCUACUUGUGUAUUAGAUGCUGAUAAAUGGACCUUGAUAGCAAGACGUUUGGAAGAGGGCCUAGAGAACUUACAGGUGCUGUGGAUCUUAUUAGUCACUACAGAAAUCAGAAAAGGGGAAGGGAUGCAAUUAAGUCAGCUUAUUCAGGAUACGUCCUUACCAAGGGAGAGUAAUGUACGCAUACAACCAUUUGACCUGGAUGUUCUCAGAGAUGCCUUUCAACUUCGGGAGACGGCUCGCAUCGAUCUACCUAUUUCUGAGAAGGGUACUCCUACAAUUGCUGGGAAAAGUAAAAAUGAGUUUAAAGAUAAGGAAAAGAAGCAUAAAAAGCACAAGGAUAAAGAGAAGGAGAAAGAUAAAGAUAAAGAGCACAAGAAGCACAAACAUCGUCAUAAAGAUCGAAGUGAAGACAAGGACAAGGAGAAGAAGAAAGAUAGAAGUGGCCAUCAUGAUUCUGGCGCAGAGCACUCAAAGAAACAUCAUGAAAAGAAGAGGAAGCAUGAUGGGGAUGAUGAUACCAAUGAUGUGCAUAAACACAAGAAAAGUAAGCACAAGAGCUCAAAGAUUGACGAGAUGGGUGCAGUAAAGGGAUCUUUUAUACACUGUUGUCGAAUUAUCCAAGAAUUUUCGAUGAACUUCUUAAAGUUUGCCAAGAAGCUGAAUUCACUUGCAAUUCACUUGCUGAGUAAAAUUUAA
Fraxinus pennsylvanica is the source of this 804-nucleotide messenger RNA. The record is from the annotation of a GenBank genome assembly. NCBI's taxonomy places the organism in Eukaryota, Viridiplantae, Streptophyta, Magnoliopsida, Lamiales, Oleaceae.